Messenger RNA from Pomacea canaliculata, 4197 nucleotides. RefSeq lists its product as uncharacterized. The transcript has a single exon. Lineage: Eukaryota; Metazoa; Mollusca; Gastropoda; Architaenioglossa; Ampullariidae. Gene Ontology annotation, molecular function: zinc ion binding; nucleic acid binding. The record is from RefSeq and is a predicted model, not a curated record. Gene Ontology annotation, biological process: DNA integration. Bases 1 to 4197 code for a protein of 1398 amino acids.
AUGGCGCGUCUGAGGCCAGCAGUCACCAUGUCGGAGGUGUCUGUGAAGUGUGAGAGGCCAAAGUUGCCGAAAUUUGUAGACGGUAAAGACAGUAUGGACAGUUAUUUACAACGGUUCGAGCGCCAUGCUGAGCUGUCUAGUUGGCCACGAAGUGAGUGGGCGGUGGCGCUCAGUGCGUUACUGUCGGGGCAUGCACUGGACAUUUAUUCACGCAUGCCGACAGAAGCUGUUCAAGACUAUUAUCAGUUGAAGCAAGCGUUGUUGAGUGGAUAUGACUUCACGGAGAACGGCUUUAGGCGACGUUUCCGUGCAAGUAAACCAGAGAAAGGGGAGAGCCCCGAGCAGUUUACAGAAAGGUUAAGAGCAUACCUUUAUAGAUGGAUUGAGGCAGCGGGGCAAAAGACGGACUUCGACGGUCUGUUGUAUAUAGUACUCAAAGAGCAGUUCAUCGAAGCCUGCCCCAAAGACUUGGCAGUCUUCUUACAGCAGCAAGAAGACCAGAGCCUAAAAGCAUUGUCGAAUGCUGCGACAAGAUACCUGCAGUCGCAAGGCAGAGAGUUCACAGCCAGGUUAAGAGGGUCCCUGUCUGCAGCCGACACGGCCCAGAACACCACAUCUGCCCAGCGCAGCCAAGGUUACGAUCGGCAUCAAGGCAACGAGCUGCGGUGUUAUUCCUGCGGUGGAAAGGGUCACAAAGCCAUGGUGUGCCCGAGCAACUCGAUGAGACAUUCAACCAGCCGCCAAACACUGGAGGGAAACACACGACGGACUCCGCAACCGUCGAAUCGUCGUCCUGUGAUGUCAGCAAACGUGGACAUUUGUGAGGGAGAUAGCCAAGGGCCAAGCUAUAAAGGCCGACGACAACACACGAUCGCUACUGACAGCACGACCCAGAACGAGCGGCACACUCCAGUGGUAGACUGCGCGUUUACCAUGAGAACGACCGGCGACAUUGGUAAUAUGCCGGUGUCACGCGGACAGGUGGGGGGUAACAACGUCACCGUGCUGAGGGACACUGGGUGUUCUGGAGUCGUCAUCCGGAAAGACCUUGUGUUAGAAGGUCAGUUCACAGGCAACAGCUCGAGGCUCAGAUGCUGCCACGGGCAUAGUCAGGAUGUGCCGACUGCUGAUGUUGAAAUAUCAUCGCCGUAUUUCAGUGGCCAGGUGAAUGCAGUAUGCCUCGAUAACCCGCCAUAUGAUCUGAUCAUCGGCAACAUUGAAGGCGCUAGAGCCGCUGAUGACCCUGACCCAGAGUGGGAACACACAUGUGCUGUAAUAACUAGAGCACAGGCGGCCCAAGAAAAAGUAAAAACCCAAGCUUUAGCUGUCAUACCGAACGUGAGAAUGCCUGACAUUGAUAAAGAAGAACUCAUUCGGAUGCAGCGAGAUGACCCGACACUGGAUCAAUGUCGCAAGCAGGUAGCCAAGUACACAGAAGAUGACGAAAAGAUCAGGUUUGAGGAGAAAGGAGGGGUGUUGUACCGCAUAUUCCGCCAGCGAAACUUCCAUAAUGGGCAGCCGGUCCGCCAAGUGCUAGUCCCAGCUCCCUUACGGCGGUCAGUGAUGGACGUCGCACAUUCAUCCAUCAUGGGUGGUCAUUUAGGUGUCAGGAAAACUUUGGACAAAGUCACUGCAGCCUUUUACUGGCCUGGCAUCUCUGGGGAUGUAACCCGCUUUUGCCAGUCUUGCGAUGCCUGUCAGAAAACGGUGCAUAAAGGCAAGGUGGCUAAGGUACCUUUACAGAAGAUGCCGCUGAUUGAUGUGCCUUUUAAGCGGGUAGCGGUAGACCUCAUAGGUGAGAUUAAGCCCGCCAGCGAAUCAGGACAUAGGUAUAUCCUGACGCUAGUUGACUACGCAACCAGGUACCCAGAAGCGGUCCCUCUGAAGAAGAUCGAUACUGAGACCGUCGCUGAAGCCUUGAUUGGAAUAUUCAGCCGCCUUGGAGUGCCAGAAGAAAUACUUAGCGAUUUGGGACCGCAGUUUGUGUCUGAAUGCAUGAAAGAGGUCUCCAGGCUCCUCAGCAUUCGCCAGAUUACCACCACCCCAUACCACCCGAUGUGUAAUGGACUUGUCGAGAGAUUCAACGGUACCCUUAAGGCCAUGCUAAGAAAACUGUGCCGCGACCAGCCUAGACAGUGGGACCGAUACGUCAACGCACUGCUGUUCGCUUAUCGGGAGGUCACCCAAGAGGCUACGGGUUUUUCACCUUUUGAACUGUUAUUUGGACGAACCAUACGAGGUCCCAUGCACAUUUUGAAGGAGCUAUGGACCAAGGAGGUCAACGAACUCGAAAUUCGGAACAGCUAUCAGUAUGUAUUCGAGCUGCGGGAAAGGUUGGAAGAAACCUUACAGCUAGCGAUGACUGAACUAGAGAAGGCUCAAGGAAAGGCCAAGCAUUUCUAUGAUCGGAAGACGAAGAACAGAACGUUCAAGCCCGGCGACAGAGUCCUAGUGCUACUACCCUCAGACCACAAUAAACUGUUAAUGCACUGGAAAGGUCCGUUUGCAGUGCGAGACGUCAAGGGUCUGAACGACUAUGUCGUGUUUAUAAAAGGAAAGGAGAAGGUGUUCCACGCCAAUCUGCUCAAGCGGUACAUAGAGAGAGAUCCAGAUAGAGCGGCUGAAAACAUUACCGAGAUAGCAAUCGCUUCGAUUGCUAAUGGGCCGCCAAGCUUGAGCAACUCGGCAUCAUGUCAAGUGGCCACCAUCACGAGUGAUGAAGAUGGGUGUGUCGAGGACGGGGGUGAGGACCUCCUCGAACUGGGAGACAUACACCAUGGUGAGUCGGUGGACAACCUGGUUUACGGGCUCAAUCUGUCCAGCCAACAACGGGCAGAGCUACAAGAACUAGUGAGACAACAUAGCUGUAUCUUUACGGACGUACCGGGAAAAACUAACCUCAUCCAGCACGAGAUACGAUUAACGUCAGACGUUCCGGUCAGAUCAAAGCCUUACCCGAUACCAUAUGCUACCAGGGAGUCUUUGAAGAAGGAUAUCGAGGAAAUGCUGCGUUUGGGAAUUAUUCGGGAGUCCAAGUCACCCUACGCGUCGCCAGUUGUGAUAGUGAGAAAGAAAGAUGGAAGCAACAGGGUGUGCGUCGACUUCAGGAAACUUAAUAAACUUACCCACUUGGACCCAGAGCCCAUGCCGACGCCGGCUGAUUUGUUCCGACAGCUGAGCGGUGACAGAUUCUUUACGAAAAUCGAUUUGAGCAAGGGUUAUUGGCAAGUGACCAUACCCGAAGAGGACAUCCAGAAAACAGCGUUCGUGACACCCGAUGGUGUAUACGAAUUUUUGAGAAUGCCGUUUGGAAUGAAAAAUUCAGGUGCAACAUUGAGGAGGGGUUUAAAGAAGAUAUUAGACGACUUGGAGGGUAUCGUGCACUACUCCGACGAUAUACUGGUUCACACUCAGACUUGGGAAGAUCAUCUCCGCGUGAUCCGCGUGCUGCUUGAUCGCAUCGUCGAGAACAACCUGACUGCCAGGCCUAGUAAGUGUAUACUCGGCACUGAUGACGUAGACUUCAUAGGGCAUCGUCUUAAGAGCGGAGUGAAAGGAGUGCACGAGGACAAUGUCAAAAAGGUGAGAGAUGCACCAAGGCCACAAAAUAAGAAGCAGUUACGUUCUUUCCUUGGCCUGGCAUCCUUUUAUCGGGAGUAUAUGCCUCACUUCGCAGCCGUGACGGCACCUCUCACGGACCUUCUAAAGAAAGGACAGCCAAGUUCACUCGAGUGGGGUGAAGCGCAAGAGCGAGCAUUUGUUACCGUCAAAACAUUCCUGACCAGUGACCCGGUGCUGCAGCUCCCAGAUCCUUCUAAGAUGUACGUUUUAAGCACAGAUGCAUCAGAUACAGGGGUUGGGGCGGUUCUGAUGCAGGAACACGGAGGAAAGUUAUUCCCUGUCUGCUACGCAAGCAGAAAGCUGAAUGGGGCCGAGAGAAGAUACUCUACUAUCGAGAAAGAGUGUUUAGCCAUCGUAUGGGCGGUGAGGAAAUUCCGGUUAUACCUAGAAGGAGUUAGGUUUACCAUACGGACAGACCACAACCCUCUCACCUAUUUGAACACUGCACGAUUUGAGAACAAUAGGGUGAUGAGGUGGACCCUGUUUUUGCAGAACUUUGACGUGCAUUUUGACUCUGUAAAGGGAUCGGACAAUGUUGGUGCUGAUUUCUUGAGCCGGUUUGGCUCAAAGAACUGA